CACAAAACGCGCAGACAUGCAUGCACGCUGAGCGGGUCUUCCUCCUCUGACCUUUUCCUUUCUGCUCCGUAUCAUCCUCAUCCAGAAAAAGUCUCGGUUUGUUUGCAGUCCGUACAAACAAAUGGCAAUUUCUCAGCCUUUUUUCUACAUUGCUACAAAUUAGCAACCUGCUGGUACUUUUUCUGUAAUUUUCUGAAAAGUUUUUCAAGUUUUCCGUUUUGGAUUGUUCUAGAGCAGUGAAAAAACAAAACUGUAGCGUAGCGGUAGCCUAUAUUAUAAUGACGGGAAAAGGCGGCACAGGUCAAGCAUGCGCUGCAUGCAAAUACCAGAGAAGAAAAUGCUCGCCUGACUGCCCGCUUGCGCCCUAUUUUCCGCCGGAUCAGCCCAAACAGUUUCUCAAUGUGCACAAACUGUUUGGAGUGAGCAACAUUUUGCGUAUACUGAGACAAGUCAAUGAUACCCAAAAGAGCGACGCCAUGAAAUCUAUCAUUUACCAGGCAAAUGCCCGAGAGAAGGAUCCUGUUCAUGGGUGUUUUGGGAUCAUUGUAUUGUUGCAUGCACAGGUUGAAAGGCUGAAAGAAGAGCUUGAGAUUGUGAGGAGUCAGUUGAUGGUUUGUGAGCAGCAGAAUCAGAAAGGUGGUUUGAUGCAGCAGCAAAUUCAGCCUGUGGGUGGUCAUGUGCCUCUGUCAUAUCAGCAUACACCAAUGCCUGCAUCCCCAGCGGCUUGGGCUUACCCUUAUGUUCAGCAUUCUCCUUGUGAGGGACACCAGCUUUAUCCUCAAACAAAUUAUGAUUUUGUUAGACCCAAUAACAAGUUUUUUGAAUAUGAAGAGAGGCACCAGCCCUACAGUGAGUCUAAGGAGGCAUAUGAAUCCAGUGUAGAGUCUUCUUUGAAAGAAAUGCAGUGCUUGGAUCAGAUAGCAGACCAUGAGCUCAAAUCAUCGUAUCAGGUAGCAGACCAUGAGCUCAAAAGUGCAGCUGCUUUAUUUACCCUCACCAAUCACUACUAGCCAUGUCAUUAGAUCAUAUGCCCAACGAUUUUUUUAAUGUAAUAGCAUAUAUUAUUAGAGUAUGCAGCAAAUAUGUAUUCUUAUAAAGUUGUUGAAUGUUUUUUGGUAUCUACACUUCAACAAAAUGUCAUGCACACUUUUAUUUUAUCACUGGUAGGGGUGUAAAGAAAGAGUUUUGCUUACUUCAUGUAAUCAUUUGAUAUGAGAUACCAGCAAUUCAUGCAUGAUUA
Messenger RNA from Cryptomeria japonica (Japanese cedar), 1240 nucleotides. RefSeq names its product LOB domain-containing protein 27. The transcript is spliced from 2 exons. The record is from RefSeq and is a predicted model, not a curated record. Lineage: Eukaryota; Viridiplantae; Streptophyta; Pinopsida; Cupressales; Cupressaceae. The coding region runs from base 279 to 1010 and encodes 243 amino acids.